AGCUAUUUAGGUCAGAACAAUCGUAAACAGAAACGGCUGGAGCAGAAGAAGCUCUCAAAUGAAAAAAAAAUCCCAUAGUAUACUGGAUUGCAAAGCCUGCAAUAUACUAUGGAACAGAGAUGCAAAUGCAAGCAGAAACAUGCUCGAUAUCUCUUGGGCUAUUUGUAGAGGCAAAGAAAGACCCUCAGUUUUCACAAGAAAAGCCGCCGUAGAGAUCACGGUUCCCUUCAACAGAGUUUAGACAUUUACAUGUAGAUGCUUUAUCCAAACUCAGUAUAAAAUACGAAAUCUAGGUAUAUAUGACUG
Rhizopus microsporus ATCC 52813 is the source of this 306-nucleotide messenger RNA. RefSeq lists its product as uncharacterized. Bases 59 to 241 code for a protein of 60 amino acids. The record is from RefSeq and is a predicted model, not a curated record. The transcript has a single exon. NCBI's taxonomy places the organism in Eukaryota, Fungi, Mucoromycota, Mucoromycetes, Mucorales, Rhizopodaceae.